Molecule: messenger RNA, 3019 nt
Organism: Lepus europaeus (European hare)
Lineage: Eukaryota; Metazoa; Chordata; Mammalia; Lagomorpha; Leporidae
Gene: KIF19
Product: kinesin family member 19
Exons: 20
Coding region: 32-3019 (995 amino acids)
Biological process (GO): microtubule-based movement
Molecular function (GO): ATP binding; microtubule binding; microtubule motor activity
Source: RefSeq, a predicted model, not a curated record
CAAGGCCUGAGCCCCCCCACCUGCCGCAAGCAUGAAGGACGGUCGGGACUCCAAGGACCAGCAACUCAUGGUGGCGCUCCGGGUCCGGCCCAUCAGCGUGGCGGAGCUGGAGGAAGGAGCCACUCUCAUUGCCCAUAAAGUGGACGAGCAGAUGGUGGUUCUCAUGGACCCCAUGGAGGACCCCGACGACAUCCUGCGGGCGCACCGCUCCCGGGAGAAGUCCUACCUGUUCGACGUGGCCUUUGACUUCACUGCCACCCAGGAGAUGGUGUACCAGGCCACCACCAAGAGCCUCAUCGAAGGAGUCAUCUCGGGAUACAACGCCACCGUCUUUGCCUACGGCCCCACAGGCUGUGGGAAAACCUACACCAUGCUGGGCACGGACCACGAGCCGGGCAUCUACGUCCGGACCCUCAAUGAUCUCUUCGGCGCCAUUGAGGAGACCAGCAAUGACAUGGAGUAUGAGGUGUCCAUGUCCUACCUGGAGAUCUACAAUGAGAUGAUCAGGGACCUGCUGAACCCCGCCCUGGGCUACCUGGAGCUGAGGGAGGACUCUAAAGGGGUCAUCCAGGUGGCUGGCAUCACCGAGGUCUCCACCAUCAAUGCCAAGGAGAUCAUGCAGCUGCUGGUGAAGGGGAACCGGCAGAGGACGCAGGAGCCCACGGCCGCCAACCGGACGUCGUCCCGCUCCCACGCCGUCCUGCAGGUGGCCGUGCGCCAGCGCAGCCGGGUCAAGAAUGUCCUCCAGGAGGUGCGCCAGGGCCGCCUCUUCAUGGUUGACCUGGCUGGCUCCGAGCGCGCCUCCCAGACCCAGAACCGCGGGCAGCGCAUGAAGGAGGGGGCGCACAUCAACCGCUCGCUGCUGGCCCUGGGCAAUUGCAUCAAUGCCCUGAGCGACAGGGGCAGCAGCAAGUAUGUCAACUACCGCGACAGCAAGCUCACCCGGCUGCUGAAGGACUCCCUGGGGGGGAAUAGCCGCACCGUGAUGAUCGCCCACAUCAGUCCGGCCAGCAGCGCCUUCGAGGAGUCCCGGAACACCCUGACCUACGCCGGCCGGGCCAAGAACAUCAAGACCAGGGUGAAGCAGAACCUGCUCAGUGUCUCCUACCACAUCGCCCAGUACACCAGCAUCAUCGCCGACCUGCGGAGCGAGAUCCAGCGGCUCAAGUGCAAGAUUGACCAGCAGGCGGGGCGGGGCCAGCCUCGGGGCCGGCUGGAGCGGGCUGACCUCCGCCACGUCCAAGCCGAGGUGCAGGUGCACGGCGGGCAGGGGGAGCCAGCGGAGAUGGGCCAGCUACGGGAGCAGCUGGUCAGCGCCUUCCAGGAGCAGAUGGACGUGCGGAGACACCUGCUGGAGCUGGAGAACCGUGCCAUGGAGGUGCAGAUCGACACCUCCCGCCACCUGCUCACCAUCGCCGGCUGGGAGCACGAGCAGUCCCGCAGGGCCCUCAAGUGGCGAGAGGAGCAGCGCAAGGAGUCCUACAGCAAGGAGGGCAGCGAGAAGGACUCGGACCCGGGGGAGGAGCAGCCAGACCUCCUGGAGCCGCCCGAGGUGGCCUCGGCCCGCGAGAGCAUCGCCGCCCUGUUGGGCGAGCAGAAGAAGCUGCGGGAGCAGAAGCUGGCGCUGGAGCAGCGUUGCCGCGAGCUGCGCGCGCGGGGCCGGCGCCUGGAGGAGACGCUGCCGCGGCGCAUCGGCUCCGAGGAGCAGCGCGAGGUGCUCAGCCUGCUGUGCCGCGUGCACGAGCUGGAGGUCGAGAACACCGAGAUGCAGUCGCACGCGCUGCUCCGCGACGGCGCGCUCCGCCACCGCCGGGAGGCCGUGCGCCGGCUGGAGCAGCACCGGAGCCUGUGCGACGAGAUCAUCCAGGGCCAGCGGCAGAUCAUCGACGACUACAACCUGACCGUCCCCCAGCACCUGGAGGAGCUGUACGAAGCGUACCUGCGGGAACUCGAGGAGGGCAGCGUGGAGCGGGCCGCCAUCAUGGACCGCGUGGCCUCCAGAGCCCUGCAGGACAGCUCCUUGCCCAAAAUCACCCUAGCAGGAGCCACGCUGACCCCGGACUCCGACCCGGAGAGCGUGAAGGCGCCAAGCUGUGAAUUCCGGCACUGGCAGGGCAGCGCCCUCCCUCCCCUUGGCACCGACAGUGAAGCCCACCGCGUGUUCAAGGCCAGCCCCCGGGCCUGGCAGGCAAAGUCCUCCUCCGUGCCCACCCCUCCUCCCAUCCAGAUCGGUGGCCUGGUGACCCAGGAGAGCCCCCCGCAGGACAGCCGGAUCGACUCCUCCCCCGAGAGCAGCGAGAACCUGGCCGAGAUCCCCUUGUCCCACCGAGAGAGGAAGGAGAUCCUGACCGGCACCAAGUGCAUCUCGGUGAAGGCGGCCCGCAGGCGCUCGCGGGCUCUGGGGCCCGAGGGGCGCCACCUGCUGGUGCCCGCCAUGCAGCGCAGCAGCCUGUCCCUGCACUCGCUCAGUGAGACUGAGGAGGUGCAACCCCCGGGGCCUCUGGCCUGCAAGCGGCCCCCCAGCCCCACGCUGCAGCACGCUGCCAGCGAGGACAACCUCUCCAGCAGCACGGGCGAGGCGCCAUCCCGGGCGGUCGGGCGGUGUGGAGACGACCCCGGGCCCUGGCUGCAUGGACAGAAGAAAGCCCUGGGCAAGAAGAGGGAGCAGUCGCUGGAGGCAAAGAGGAGGAAGCGGAGGUCCCGGUCCUUCGAGGUCACGGGGCAAGGGCUCUCUCACCCCAAGACACACCUCCCAGGGCCCCGGCCCGCCGAGAGCGGCUCGGACCACAGAGUGCCAGGAUGCGGGCACCCAGCCCCUGGCGUCCGGCAUCUGGGCAAAGUCACGCUGCCUUUGGCCAAAGUCAGACUCCCUCCAAGCCAGAACACGGGUCCUAGGGAGCCCUCACCCCUGGCUGUCCCCUUGCACCCAGCUGGUGGGUCCCGACGGGCUGCUCGUGGGCCCCGCCUGCCUGCCAGCACCAACACCCAGGGCAAAGAUGGACGCCUGUGGCAUAACUGA